AUGUCUGGAACUGGCUUCAGAGUUGCUUCUAGGCGUAUUCAAACCGAAAAAUCCACCAAGCACAUAGGCGUGGCUCGCAUCGCCUCUGGACUGACCCGAGACGCUCUGCUUUCGCCCGGCCCAGACUACUCUAGACUAGACUUACUGCCGGGCGUACGUCUAAAGCGUCUUCAAGGACAGCAUCGGGUACAAGCUGCCAAAGAAACUUCUGGAUCUGCCGACACAUAUUGGGUUCGUAUCUUAAACAUAUUAGAGAUUUCUGGUAUGCCGUAUUUGGCGGAAAACGAGGGAGAUAUGCAUAGGCUCGACGCAGCCUCGGUACGUGCCCUAGAACUCAAGGCGCCCGGCGCUUACGACGGGAAGCCCGAGGUCUUCAUGGUCGCGUCUGUGCGGGAGAGAUUCUCAGCGCGUUUAGUGGCGAACAGCGGUAAGCCAUUUGGUCUAGGAUUCGCGCUGCCAGUUGACUGCCUAGUCCCGUCACUUUCGGGAUUUUUCGACGAUCUCAAGCACCUCAAGCUUGUAGCAGACGGUGUCAAGUGGCUGGAGCGUCUCGAGAGGAGGGAAACCAUACGGUCUGCCCUGGAGUACUCAUUCUCAGAUGCGGAUCACGGCAACAACCUGUGCUUGGUUCAGACGUCUAGCUCGUCGUUCAGAUCUGUCUCUGGAAGCGACAUAGAUUGGUUCGACGUCGCGUGUAGAGUUCUAUGGCUCUAUGCGCUGCGCGAGUACCUGGAAAGGCCGACUGAGCCCAAUAAAAAGCUCGCAGGCACCAGAAAUGGCCAGGACAAUGAAAAGCGAGACCCAGACCGGGAAAUUGCCCGUCGACUGCUCCUGACGGCUCGAAAAUCUGAUCGUUUCGGGUAUCAUAAUCUUGAGAGAUGCGUAACAGGAGUAACGGAGUGGAUAAAAUCGGCCCAAGCUAUACGCGAUGGUGACGAUACGGAUGAGGGCGAGGAUCAAGUUCGAUUGCCCAAUCGAAGCGGCAUACCCAAUCUACCAGAUCAAGCGCGGGACAAGUCUUAUCUUUUCCUCGACAAGCUACACGCGGACGUAGUAUGCGGACCAACUUUGACAUCCCUAUUUAUUCAAAGAUCGAUGUACUUUGCAUUCUUUGGGAAGCAGAUCUCUGUCGAUGCUGUCGACGUCAAUAGUAUAUAUAAAGAACAGGCGACCACGGACCAGCCAAGGCCCGGUCCCGAGCAGUCAGCAGGUGGCCAUCCGAGAGCAGAGCUUAUGAUAGUGGAUGAAACCCAUCAGCAAGACCGCCUGGAGAACCUAAGACAAACGGCGGACAAGCAGGAAGCCAGGCUGGAGCAGCUCACACAAUGGGAAAGGGACCAACAGGAAAACAUAGCGCAGCUCCAAAACGCUGUAUCUGAACCAGAGGAAAGGCUCAUAGCUUCUAGCCGGGACGUUGAGGUGUUGCAAGAGAAGUUAGAUAGUAUAAGAAGAGCGGAGGCUGAGCAGGUGAUCAGGCUAGAGAGCCUGGAAGCCAACGAAGAGAAGCGACGAACUAUUAUAGGUACUCUUGAGCAGACCCAGCACAAACUCGGCGAAGAAAUACAACUCGAUCUUCUCGCGGCUGGCCAGCGAGAGCAGGCGCUCAGGGACGACGAGGCCCAAACAGCCAGGCUUAAACAACUUUCGGAAGAGGAGCAAGAGAACCAAAGAAAUCUAGAUUAA
Aspergillus pseudonomiae is the source of this 1683-nucleotide messenger RNA. RefSeq lists its product as uncharacterized. NCBI's taxonomy places the organism in Eukaryota, Fungi, Ascomycota, Eurotiomycetes, Eurotiales, Aspergillaceae. Bases 1 to 1683 code for a protein of 560 amino acids. The transcript is spliced from 2 exons. The record is from RefSeq and is a predicted model, not a curated record.